AUGUUUGAUGGGGAAAUGGUGCAAGUUCAUUGGAAUAAGCAUCAUACGAUCAAUCCAAAAAUUGUUGUCGCCGACAGGUCAAAAGCAGCACGGAUUAUCAAUUUACGAGCCGGAUUAGAAAUUUGUCAAGAUAUUCGAUGGAACGAUAAAAUCAUUGGUCAGGCGCAGUGGUAUCCCUCCGCCAAGCAUCUGUUGUAUACGGCAGAUCUCGACGGAAACGUUGCAUUUUUUGAUAUUAGGAGUGCUCGUGGAGCUCUUGCUCAAAAGAAAUUGAUGAAUCACCGUAUUACUGCCAUCCGACCAACUUCUGAUGGAAACCAAUUUUUGAUUUCUGACGAAAAAGGCAAUAUCAAGGUGUUUGAUGCGUAUGAUUGGAAGAAAUUGUCCGAGUAUAAAUUGCCCACAUAUUCCAAUCAUAUGUAUUUUCCGCCUUGUGUUCGCGUAUUCGAAGAAGAGGACAUCUUUUUUGCAAUCAACCACCAAAAAGCAGUUGAAGUUGUGAAGUUUGCUAAGGAUUUCCAAUUCACACCCCAGCAAAAAACGUAUUCAACUCAUGUUUGGGAUAUUCAUUCGUUCGCAUUUCGUCAAACGUUUCAUCAACUUAUCGUUUCUGGAGAACAUUCACAUAUUGUCUUCUAUCAACCGAAAGUAGAUACCAAUGAAGAAGAUGAUGAUAUAAAAAUAACGAGCACGAAAAAAGAUACAUGGGAUUGA
Caenorhabditis bovis is the source of this 714-nucleotide messenger RNA. Lineage: Eukaryota; Metazoa; Nematoda; Chromadorea; Rhabditida; Rhabditidae. The record is from the annotation of a GenBank genome assembly.